Molecule: messenger RNA, 2223 nt
Organism: Kalmanozyma brasiliensis GHG001
Lineage: Eukaryota; Fungi; Basidiomycota; Ustilaginomycetes; Ustilaginales
Product: Nuclear control of ATP synthase 2
Exons: 1
Coding region: 1-2223 (740 amino acids)
Cellular component (GO): mitochondrial outer membrane
Source: RefSeq, a predicted model, not a curated record
AUGUCGUACGCAUCUGACGUCUACGCCGUUCUCGCUUCGGAGCUCGAGCUGUACGACUCGGUUCUGUCGACCGUCAGCACACCUGUCGAGAAAACGCCGGGUCUCAAGAGCGAAUCCGUCUCGCAGCAAGACAGCGAAGCACACGAUGAGGCCAUUCAAGACCAGAGGAAGCCCAUUCAGGACAUCAUCGCAACAAUCCGACCUGCGGACGGAUCCCACACUUUGCCGUCUCGGAAAACGUUGCUGAGCCUGCUGGAUCGAUUGGAUAGCACGGCCCAGCAGCAAGAUGGCAACGUCGUGCCUCACUUUGAGGAGCUCCAGAUUGUCGCCCUGUCUCGACUGGUGGUAGCAACCUACGCUGUCGCACUCGACACGCUACUUCAAGAUGCGGGAAAGCUGGAGGAUGAAACGUGGUACUGGACGGACAUCGAAGAAUCGACACGGAAGACGCUCUCGUUUCUCGUCCAGACGCUGCCUGUGCGCUUGUAUCAUGUCAGCGUGCAGGUUUUGGAGCUCGCAGCGGGCACAGCGACCAGCACGCUCAAGAGCACGCUUGCGGACAAGGAGGAGAGCAAAUCCUCGCAGGUAAAGCGCGUCGACAAGAACACGGUCCGAGCGGCUUUGCGCAGCAUCCUCGAUACGCCCAACCUGAUCACGUCGAUGCUGUUCCCGUACGCAUUCCGCCCAGAAAGGGGCAUUGACCUCGACACUAUCUUGGCAGAGCGCAACUCACAGCGAGAGAAGGUGGCGACACUGCGGACACAGCUCGACGCCAAUAGCGAGGCAGGUGAUCAGCUGUCGGUCAGCUCCAAGAAGACCAAGAAGCAGCGCGCUAAAGACUUGCGUUCGACCAUGUUGACCCUCACUCCGACCUAUCUUGCAAGACACGAAGCGAGGUGCAAGCGCCGUGGACUCGUCAAUGAGCGCAAUCGCUUGGCAGAGAAGCUGGGCCGGCUGGCUCUCCAGCACGAAGCGCUGUCCGACAAGGCCCAAGAGCUCACCUCGUCAACCACUUCGGACUCCCCCAGCACAGCCGUGCUUGGUCAUCUGAACGCCAAGCUCAAGGUCCUAGUCGAGAGCUUCGCCGUGCCAAGCGACUCUGACGCUCAGCCGGCGUCUACAGACGUCAAGAUCGACAUGGACGCGAGUCUGACCCCCGAGAGCACCCUCAGCACACUCCGGCUCUUGUUGAAGGAAGGCUUUGAGAAACACCAAGAUCGAACGCGCCAAGUGCUCUCUCCCGACGUCUUUGGUCAGCCAUCCGCCUUCGUUCAGCGCUGGCCCAAGCUCGUCUUCUACCCUAUCAGCCUGCUUCUCUUGGGACGCUACCUCUCCAAGAACUGGAACGGCAUCGAAGCCAAGCUGAAAGAAGCGCAGGAGACGAUGCGAAGCUUCCUGAUCGAAUGGGUGUGGAAGCCGUGCGUCGAGCUGCUUGACACGGUUCGUCACGGCAACGAAGGGAGCGUCAUCAUGUCGCGCGAAUCGCUCGCCUCGGACCUGCAGUCGCUCGAGAGGAUGGUGAUCGAUUUCACCGCCGACAAGUACGGCACGUCGGGCGCGGAGCUGGACGCUCUCGCAGCCAAGGUGAGGGAAGGCGAUCUGACGCCUGUACUCAAAGUGUACGAAGCCGAGCUCAAGAGCCCGGUCAAGUCGAUGGUCAGCGGUUCGCUCAUCCGCUCGCUGCUGAUCCAGAUCCAGAAAGCCAAGGUGGACCUGGAAGUGGCCAUGUCAGGGAUCGACAAGAUGCUCAAGAGCCAGCAGCUUCUGUUUGGCGCAGUGGGCAUUGCGCCUGCGCUGGGCAUUCUCUACGUCUCACAAAACUACGUGCGCACCAAGCUGUUCAAUCUGACUACAAGCAGGUCCGAGUCGUCCGGGCGCGGAUAUCAGAUGCGGGCGUGGGAAGCUAUGCGUCGCGUUGACCGCCUUCUGUCGUCCCCACCCACCGUCGCUGAUAGGCACAACAGCCGAUCCCGAGAGGCAGACAAGCAAGGACGCAGCAGAGACGAUCUGACGCAAGGCUUGUUGCUGCUCGAUCUGUCAACGCUGCGCUCGGCAUCGGGGCCGUUGCUCAUGACGCUGUCCAAGGGCAAGAAGGCGGCGGCGAGACGGUUGCAGCGCCAGUUCCUGCAGGACAUUCGUGACCUCGAGUCGGGCGAGCACAGCGCCGUGGAGAGGAUGUGGAGGAGUUGGGGCACUUCGGUGCUGCGCUUGCCCUCGUCGUAA